Molecule: messenger RNA, 714 nt
Organism: Drosophila ficusphila
Lineage: Eukaryota; Metazoa; Arthropoda; Insecta; Diptera; Drosophilidae
Exons: 2
Coding region: 175-396 (73 amino acids)
Source: RefSeq, a predicted model, not a curated record
UCCAAAACAAACUAUUUAUUUUCGUGGCAAACUUAAACUGUCUCGACUUUUGUCCCUCAAAAAGGAGUGCAAAAUUUUCGCUGUUAUACAGAAAGCCAGACCCCUACAUAUACACAUAUAUGGGAACCUAUAUAUAUAAUCAAGAAUCCUUCAAGUCACGAAAAAGCUACGCGGAUGUGCGCUUUUGGUUAUCUUUUGUUUUUCGCCCUAUUGUUAACAACAAUUCUGGUGCUGUCCAUAAUUUUUGCCACCACCUCCAAGCGAUCCAUGCUGGAUAGCUUUAUACUAGUAUUCAACUACACCCAAGAAGAACAACCAGAGCAAGAAAUGCAGCAGCAACAACACGCGGGCUAUCAGCAGCAACCACAAAUGUUCUUGAAACAGAAAAUAUUUUAAGUUUUAUAGGUUUAUAAUACCCCGAAAAAAACGAAACGAAACAGAAACCAAUUGGACUUCAGUGUACGCAAGUAAAAGAAUUUCAUUGUUAGUCAAGUGGAAUAACUACUAAAGAACAAAUAAACAACAUAAAGAGUGUUAUACGGAAAAGUAAAACAUUACAAAUUAAUACAUUUGUAAGUGAACUAAAAUUCUUCGGAAAUCACUCAAGUUAUUAAAAUAAAAAAGUGUUGCAAACAAAUCGCACUAUUUGUGCUAUAAUGAACCUAAAGGAUACAGCCAGCCUUUAAGCCAGUAAUUGAUUGGCUUUAAUUAAAG